AUGGAUUCCUUUUUCGGCUUCGAUACCAGUCUGCCGGAAGACAUCUCGGACGAGGAGGAGUAUGACGCCCUGAAUGACGAAACGUUCGGUGCGGCGGACAAGGGCGACUGGAAGGACAUCCACGAGCAUCUCGUGCGGCUGGAAAGUUGCAGGAAUGGGGGGCGAACCGGUUCCUUCCUUGGGGAGGAUGAGGACGACGGGGGCAGCAGCGACAACAACAACAGCGAGAGCGGCCGUAGCAGUGUGGUGGCCCAAAGCAUUGGCGAUGAGUUCGCGAACAAGCUAUGGCUGGAUCCGAGCAUCUGGGGUAGCCCGGCGAAGGUUCCGGCUCCGGUGCAGCCACCGUACAGCGAUUAUAGGCCCAGCGGUACGCCAUUUUCUGCCCUGCCAACACAGCAGAGCGCCUUUCGACCACCGGAACCGGCGCAUCCGAUCGGGGGAGGUGGCCUGCCGCCAAAACCGCCUCCCUCACUGCCACCGGGCUUGUUUCCACCCAUGAAGAUGCUGUCAGUGGAGGACAUUGAACGAACCAUCAUCCAGCAUCAGCAUCAGCAAAAUCAGCAUCAAAGUAUGCUGCAAAAGCAAAUGUCACAGCAGCAGCAGCAGCAACAACAACAACACCAACUCCAUUACCAUCACAACCAAUUUCACCAGCAGCAGCAGCAGCAGACACUGCAACCAUUCCGCACACCGGCACCGGUCCCGGCCCAACCACCACCACCAGUGAAAGCUCGCGAUCAUUUCACACCCGCCAAGGAGGUAAAGAGUAUGCAGCCGCCGAUCCCGAUGAUCUCCUCGCCAGUAGCAGCACCACCGUUACGGGUACCACCGGCGCUGCUCACCCCGCCGCUUUCGCUGCUGGGCGCCCGAAACGCCGGCCCCGCUGCCCUGUUCCCGCCCGGACCGUCGCAGGAUGCUGAACAACGCGAACCGUCUUCCGCUUGGUUUGCUGCCCGCUGCUCGUACGGUUCCCCGCUGCAAGGGUUUCUGGGUGGCCCCGGCCCGGUACAGAUGGGUCCGCCACCGCCGCUACCUCCUCGCCAUCCGGGACCAGCGCCGGGUGGGCCGCCGCCAUUUUUGAUGCAGCGCAGCCCGACGCCCCUGCCGACGAACCAGUUCAACCAGCGGCUGGUGCAGGAAAUUCAACAAAACCAUCCGCUGCUCGCGUUCAACCGACAGCUCGCUGCGGCCAGCACGCUCAGCGUUUGCGGCAAUGGCGUGAACAAAGCAGCCCCGCUAGUAGCCCUGCCAAGGGCGGGUUUUAUGAAGCAGCAGCACCAUUUCCAGCAGCAGCAGCAACGAUCCCGAGUAGGCAAUGGAAUGCCAUCGAGCACUGCAGGCGGCGGGCAGCCAGAGGAGCGCGAUGAGUACGCAAACAUGAUGAGCAAUCGCAACAAGCAGUGGCUAAUCGGGAUAAAGCUGACGCAGCUCAACUCGGACGCACCCUACUUUAACGAUUACUAUUUCACCGUGUACAAGCAGCGGCUGGCAGCGGCGAAGGGCGAGGGCGAUAAUAGGAUCUAUCGCGAAAAUCAGCUCAACCAUCCGUUCACCCAGCCGGAGGAGCAUGCCCAGCUGCUGUUACUGUCGCUGCUGUCGAAGAACGGCAAGAGCGGGCUGCUCGGCACGAACCGCGAACGUCGCAGUUCCGAAUCCCGCUCCAACCCGAACGGCGGUAGCGAGGGAAAGGAUGGCUCAGCGCCGACGGGUGGUGGUCGAGCGUAUACCCCGCUCCAAUUUCAAAAUUCGCUCGGCAAGCUGCAGUGCGGUAGUGUGAUAGCGCCGCGAAAGCUCAUCGACGCCGACGUGAUGGGCAGCGACCAGCUGAACGGAAAUGGCGUGCCGGCACUUGAACCGCCGCCCGCCGCUAUCCAGCGCAAAGCUCGCCAUGUGCUGCUGCUUAUCGAGACGCUGUACAAGUUGGUGCUCAAGCUGGAAGAUCUCGGCAAUCCCGUUGCGAUCGAAGCGAUGAAAGCGCUGCGCGAAAAGAAAAUGCGCAAGCGAACCAGCAGCACCGGCAGCGGCAGCGGUGUGGCGUGUUUGUCAGAAGCGGGCGCCAAGAUUGGCAACGCAUUGAUAAUUAAUCCGAAUUGGUAA
Anopheles merus is the source of this 2097-nucleotide messenger RNA. RefSeq names its product protein PAT1 homolog 1-like. Bases 1 to 2097 code for a protein of 698 amino acids. NCBI's taxonomy places the organism in Eukaryota, Metazoa, Arthropoda, Insecta, Diptera, Culicidae. The record is from RefSeq and is a predicted model, not a curated record. Gene Ontology annotation, cellular component: P-body. Gene Ontology annotation, biological process: deadenylation-dependent decapping of nuclear-transcribed mRNA; P-body assembly. Gene Ontology annotation, molecular function: RNA binding. The transcript is spliced from 3 exons.